Kazachstania africana CBS 2517 is the source of this 1578-nucleotide messenger RNA. It is a transcript of the gene HAA1, whose product is annotated as Haa1p. NCBI's taxonomy places the organism in Eukaryota, Fungi, Ascomycota, Saccharomycetes, Saccharomycetales, Saccharomycetaceae. Gene Ontology annotation, cellular component: nucleus. The record is from RefSeq and is a predicted model, not a curated record. The transcript has a single exon. Gene Ontology annotation, molecular function: RNA polymerase II cis-regulatory region sequence-specific DNA binding; copper ion binding; DNA-binding transcription factor activity, RNA polymerase II-specific. Gene Ontology annotation, biological process: positive regulation of transcription by RNA polymerase II; intracellular iron ion homeostasis; intracellular copper ion homeostasis. Bases 1 to 1578 code for a protein of 525 amino acids.
AUGGUGUUAAGAAAUGGCAUAAAGUAUGCCUGUGAACGGUGCAUUAGAGGCCAUAGAGUUACCACGUGUAAUCACAGUGACCAGCCUUUGAUGAUGAUAAAGCCCAAAGGAAGACCAUCUACAACAUGUGCUUACUGUAAGGAACUAAGAAAAAAUAAGUCUGCCAAGCUGCAAGGAACGUGUACUUGUGGCAGACAGGAGAAAAGACGAUUGGCGCAGAAGGCAAAAGAAGAUGCCAGAGCUAAAGCGAAGGAAUUAGAAAGAAGUAACUGUAAAUGCAGUGCAGAUACUACCUGCACACAUCAUGGUAGUAAACCACAAAACAAGAAGCUUCGAGGCAAAUUUUUGGAAAGAGCAACUUCAUCUACCUCAUUGGAUAGUGCUUUUUUAUCCUCACAUAGUAUUUAUUCAGAUUCAUCUAAUUUUUCAAGUACUUUCCUAGAUAGCGAUAUCAAUCCUGGAAGGAUUUCUAAAGAUUACCAUCAUGUGGCAUCACUAGCUUCGAUUUCAUCGCUGCAAUCAUCUCAAUCUUUGGACCAAAGCCUAUCCUCUCCCCACAGUCCUCCGUCGCAUCCACAGUUCAAUUUUUUAUCAGAUUUCGAUAGCCUGACCCAGUCAACCUCUCAAGUUAACCUUUUAGAAAAUGUAGAUUUCACCCCCAACUCGACUAACAAACUGAAAGAACAUAUUUCAAGCGGUAGAUCGAACGUGGGGGAGGUUUUAGUUCCAUUGGAGGAAUAUAUUCCGCCUGAUAUUGAUGGUAUAGGAAAUGUAAAUGACAAGACAAAUAUGCUUAACGGAUUUUCCCCAAAUGACAACUCGAUUAAAGACAAUCAAAAUGAAACGCCUCCAAAUAGAACUGGCUUGGAUAGUGCAACUAUCCAGACAAAUCCAAGAGAAGCUGGGCAAAUAAGAAUGCAUCCAUCACAUGGACUUUUUGAUAUGUUUUCAGAUGUAUCAUCAAUUUCAACAUUAUCAAGAGCCAAUUUAUUACUACAGAAACAUAAUGUAAAAAAUGUAGAACCGGAAGAGGGAAUUUCUAGAGAUAUUCGGCACAGUACUGACUUUAAUGGUGUGAGAUCAAACUUUGCAGGACAGAUGCAGUCGUAUAAAGAGAAUUCAACUAAUAAUGUUGGAGAAGCACAAAGUACGCAAAGUGUGGAAGUUUUAUCCAUCACACCAAGUUUUAUGGAUAUUCCUAGUUGCGAGCAUAUCGGUGGUCGGAACUAUUCCGCUCAGUGCAAUUCUGUCGCUGCUAAGGUUAGGUCAUCCAGUAUAGAUAAGAACCACAAGUACCCUAAAAAUAUCAACGAUGCCAACAUAUCUUCAAUGAUUAAAGAAGAAAACAACGAGUUCGGCGGUUUUGAAGCAAAUGUAGAAACAGAAAAUAACAGCCGACGUAUAGUAUCUUCAUCAGACUUGCAGAUAACCCCUGGAGAAAUUACAGGCCCAAUUGUUGUAAAAGAAGAAAUUCCUGAAAAUUCAACUGUUGACACGGCCCAAAGUUGGGUAUUAAAUAGUCCUCUCUUAAGUGAGCAAGGGUUUGCAGAUUUGGACAACUUUAUGUCCACUCUGUAA